Messenger RNA from Plasmodium coatneyi, 1356 nucleotides. RefSeq lists its product as uncharacterized. NCBI's taxonomy places the organism in Eukaryota, Apicomplexa, Aconoidasida, Haemosporida, Plasmodiidae. Bases 1 to 1356 code for a protein of 451 amino acids. The transcript has a single exon. The record is from RefSeq and is a predicted model, not a curated record.
AUGGAGAAGAAUCUGGAGAAGGGAAUUGCCAUCAUUCGAAACCUGGCGCAAAAAUACAAAAAGACCAUUCUGCAGCGGUUAAACCCCAAGACGCAGAAAAGCAUCAACAAAAAAAAAAAGAAAAAGAAAAAAACAAACAAACGCACACACACAUUUAACAACUUGCAAAAGAAACAAAAUGACAGAAGAAAGGGAAAGGAAGAUAAUAAAAUGAAAAAGCUAGACAAUUAUCUGAUUAACCAGGAAAACGAAUUGGAUUUGCAAGAAAACUAUUCCUUGUUUGGCAGCAAAUUUAAUGCUCAUGCGGAUGACCUUUUUUACUACAACCCUCAAGAGGAUAAAAUGGCAACCCACUUAAUAAGCAAAAAGGCAGAAGGAAAGAAUAGUGAAAGUAAUAAGGACACCCAGGUUAAGGACAAUUUUGUCGAUUCUUUGAAUUCACUCAAAUUUAAAAUUAAACAGGAAAUUCAAGAAAAUAACGAUCUGCUGUCUCUGCAAACGCGUAACCUGCUAAGACGACAGAGCAGUAAAGAACAGAUGAAAGGGAACAGCUUCAGCUGCGGGUCAAAGAGCAUUGCUAUCCCAGGGAAUAACCCCAACAAAAGGGCCCUUAAAAAGACAAACGGUCCAAAUACAGAACACAUAGAUAAUGUAAGCACCAAAAUGAAAAAAAUGAGAAACUGCUCUGAAGCGGAAGGAACUGUUAGUAACAACUGUGGACAAACAUCUAGCACUUCCUUCCCCCACCAAAUGGGAGAUAAUAAGGCAAAGGAAGCAAACGCACUUCCUGCCAAUUCUGGACAAAUAAUCGAUGAUGUCCUUUUCCAAAAAGACGAAUUGUUAGCUGAAGGGGAAAGUAACACCUUAGUGUUCGGGAAAAACAAUUUUGAAAGCUUUAACAAAAUUGUUGAAGUUUCCAGGAAGGAAAAGGAGCAAGGUAAAAAUGAAAGGAUGGGCAAAGCUGAGAAGGAAUUAUCUGCCCAAUUUAUCCAGCAAGGCCGAAACGAGCAACCUAUUUUGAACCAACUGGAGGAAUCCUGCGCAGAUGAUUUUUUUAAAGAAGAUGAAAAUAAUCAACAAAAUCACGUAACGUCAGAGCAGAACGGCCAAAGUGACUUUCCAGGAAGCGGCGGAAGUCGUCUUCGCACAGUUAACCCAGACGACGUUGGGCACCUCACAGAAAGCGCGCAGGGGGGAAAGGCAGGCCAGAAAAAUAUAUCCACUCCAAGGGAUGAAAACCCUGAGUUUGACUUUUUCCAGGAUGCAGCGACGCCCUUAAAGGAGGACAACUGUUUUGAUUUAUUCUUUAACGAACCCAUGGCAACUCCAACCAUAUUUCAGAGGAGAAGGCAUUAG